AUGGAACACGGUCGCGUGCCCGAUACCGUAAACCAUUUCGACACAGUUGCGUUGCCAAGUGAAAUGCCAAUUGGAAGUCUCGUCCAUCUGCAGAACUCUACUACAUAUGGUGUUAUCAAGAUUACUAAUAUCCCAUACUCCAUUACCAAGUCAGAAAUCCAUCAGUUUAUUGGUCGGGAUGCACCUCUUGUGUCUCCCAUCAAAGGAUGCGCUGUCCACAUCAUCAUGGAACGGCCUACUGCGAAGACUAUGGACUGCUACGUUGAGUUUGAGACCAAGGAAGCUGCAAAGGUGAUUCAAACGCGUCUUACUGCAAUGGUUGAACAGGGCCACCGGCGUCUUGGAAGUCGCCAUGUGGACGUGGAACUGAGCUCCGAGGAUGAACUUCUUAAAGACCUGUUUCCUCGUGCCAAAUGCGUCGAGUGGAAAGACGGAAAACCUCACCUUGUGGAAAACACUGACCCAUUCUCAACUGGCUUUACGGGAUUCUUCACCAAUGAAGAGAUUGUCAAUGCUAUUCGCCAUGCCGAAAAUCCCCAGCGUUCCCCUUUCUGUAACAAAUGUCCUCAGCGCACUUACGAAAGCACUAUCAGCACUCUCUAUAAGUUCCCCUGGCACGAAACUCACAUGUACACGGUUGGCGAUCGCAACCUUCUGUUUGAACUUACCAGUCGUCAAAUCAAGACACUGGCCAGCCGUGUCAAGAACUCGAAGACUGUCGGACUCGAUCAGAGACUCCUCCGUGACCUGCUGCACGCUGGACUUCGUUGCCCUUCAUUUAACGAACGCAUGAAAUACACGCUGUGCUUUUAUUCAGAGGACAUCAGAGAAAUUACCCGGUUUUCCGAAGCCGGCAAAUGGUUUCCUUUCGACACCCUUGUGAGAAUGCCCGGCUUCAAUGAAGCUACCAUGAUGCAUUACGCGAAAUUAAUCACUAAGGGUUCGACUGUCGAGGAACAUGCAAAUGCGGAGCUGCCUAACUCUUUUCCCCCUACCAUCAAUCUCCAAUCUCCCUAUGGUAGGAUUUGGUAUGAAUGGUCUCUGGAAGUGUCCAAAUACAAGUCCUGGGAGUCUGCCGUCCAACGUGAGAUGGUCAUUCUUUGCAAUUUGGUCCUCGCCGGUUGGAUCCAGGCCCAGAGAGAAAGGAACCCCGCUCUUGCUAAUGGGGAUGACGAGGCCUUGGGUGCUAUUUCCAGUACUACUGCCAGUGCUGGUUCCGCCCCUGGUCCUGUCGGCCUUCCAACCAUCAAUGUGACCCAGGCCAACAACGGCGUGCCUGUCAACCCCUAUUUCCUCCCAGAGUUCACUCAGCUGGGCGGAAACACUCACGCCAACAACUACAACGGCCCUCAGGUCAACGCUGGUCACGGUAACGCUGUGGUCAACCCUGGCUUUCCCUUUGCUCCUGCCGGCUUUGGCUUGUAG
Messenger RNA from Penicilliopsis zonata CBS 506.65, 1425 nucleotides. RefSeq lists its product as hypothetical. Lineage: Eukaryota; Fungi; Ascomycota; Eurotiomycetes; Eurotiales; Aspergillaceae. The record is from RefSeq and is a predicted model, not a curated record. The coding region runs from base 1 to 1425 and encodes 474 amino acids. Gene Ontology annotation, molecular function: RNA binding. The transcript has 5 exons.